AGUCCAGCAGCAGCAAAGACACCCCUCAUGGCAAUCAUCUUGGCUGCCGCCCGCAUCGCCCAGCCUCUUGCCCGGUUGGCCCUGAAAGCUCCGCAUUGCAGGGAUGGCGCUACCACUGGCCUGCGCCUGCUUCCUGAGCUCCAGGUCGUGGCCUCUGCCUGGAGGAGCCAGCGCUGCUACGGAACAGAAGUAGAAGAGAUCAGCCAGCGACCUGUCAUCAUCACUGGCUGCGACUCGGGCUUUGGCUUUGCCUUGGCUAAAUUCCUCCAUGACAAGGGGUUCAUUAUCUACGCUGGUUGCCUACUCAAGGAGCAAGGCCGGGGAGGCUCCAAGGACUUGGACAACAUGAAGAGUGACCGAAUGAGGACCAUCCAGCUCAACGUCUGCGACAGUGAGGAAGUGGCACGUGCUGUGGACCACGUGAGCAGCACCCUGAAGGACCCCCAGACCGGGGUCUGGGGACUGGUCAACAAUGCUGGGAUCUCCACCUUUGGGGAGGUGGAAUUCACUAGCAUGGACACCUACAAAGAGGUGGCAGAAGUGAACCUCUGGGGGACCAUCCGGACCACCAAGGCCUUCCUGCCCCUUAUCCGGAGAGCCAAAGGCCGUGUCGUUAACAUCAGCAGCAUGAUGGGCCGGAUGGCCAACCCUGCCCGUUCCCCGUACUGCAUCACCAAGUUUGGGGUGGAGGCCUUCUCUGAUUGCCUGCGCUAUGAGAUGCGCCCACAUGAUGUGAAGGUUUGCAUCGUGGAACCGGGGAACUUCAUUGCCGGCACCAGCCUCUACAGCCCCGAGCGCAUCAAGUCCAUCGCCGACAAGAUGUGGGACGAGCUGCCCGAAAUCGUCCGCCGCGACUAUGGGCGGAAGUACUUUGACGAGCAGAUUGCCAAGAUGGAGUCAUAUUGCAACAGCGGCGCCACAGACACAUCUCCCGUCGUUGAGAGCAUUGCCCACGCCCUCAUCUCCACCACGCCCUACACCCGUUACCACCCCAUGGACUACUACUGGUGGCUGCGCAUGCAGGUCAUGACCCACAUGCCCGCUGCCAUUUCCGACCGCCUCUACAUUUAUUGAUGGGGGGCGGGUGUCCUGCUGGAGCCAAACCAGGAAGGGAAAUUCACUCUAAAGGUUACACUGUACCAUUUCCCAGUAGUCACUUGGUUAGUUGAUUUUAAAGUCUGUAUUUUAGGCUUGGGUUUAAUUUAAUCCCUUGCAUGGUGUGUCUGGUAAGCAGGACUAUCUCGUGUCUUUCAGAGGGACCCAGAUGAGUACUACUUAUUUCAGGUAUUCCCCGUUCCCUCCUUCACCUGGCUUGCGUUAGCCUCAGGGGAGCCUGGUCAUCUCCUCCCCUUUGGCGUUGGGUUCCUCCUCCUGGGAAAAGGCUGCCCACCCAGUCCUGGGGGGCACGGGCCUCACUCCUGCUGGGUGGCAGCUGGUCUUCAGUCCUUUUGUUUUAGCCACGGGGGCGGGGGAGGUUGGGUCUCAGCCGCUGCCAGGGGCCAGUUGUCUGCACCUGUCUUGCACACUCCUUUCCAAAGGUGCUACGGACCAAGCCCUGCCAAGUUCCUCUGCCUCCAGGAGGAGCUGUGCCCACCAGCUCAAACCUUUUGGAGUUCUGCUGGUGAGCAGAGUUCUUCCUGCAAAUGAGGGGGCAGCCCAGGCCCCUGUCAGUUGCUCUUGAAGAGGGCUCCAGGUUGAGUUAUUUGCACUAGGGUCCCUGUGCUGAUGGGUGGGGAAUCGCAGGGACAGGAGGAAGGCCGCCUUCUGUUGUGCGCCAGUCCUUCUCUGCAGCAGCAACGUUAGCCACCCACGGCUCACUCCAUCUUGACCAUGAAGGUCAUUUUUCGUCAUGGCACUUAAAAAGUUGAUCCUCCGGCAGGCCAGGUUGAGCAUGGUGCCUACCCCAACCCAACCCAUGAAGCCUUGCUGCAUUGCUCGUGGUCCCAAAUCCGAGGCCACAGCCAUUGUCUCUCCGAGGCCACCUUGCCAGGGAAGGAUGGCAGAGCUCUGACAUGCUCUCUGUCCCAAGAGGGGUGGCGGUGCAUUGUAGGGAACAGGCCUGUUGCUGGCGGCAGAGGAAGGUGAGGGAGCAUCACACGCCUGUAGCAAACUAACAAGUGGAAGAGUGUGUGAUCAGAUGUUCUCUGCUUUGAUUAACAUUAAACAAUGUGACAAACCUG
Messenger RNA from Candoia aspera, 2180 nucleotides. It is a transcript of the gene BDH1, whose product is annotated as 3-hydroxybutyrate dehydrogenase 1. Gene Ontology annotation, biological process: steroid metabolic process. The transcript is spliced from 6 exons. Gene Ontology annotation, molecular function: 3-hydroxybutyrate dehydrogenase activity. Gene Ontology annotation, cellular component: intracellular membrane-bounded organelle. NCBI's taxonomy places the organism in Eukaryota, Metazoa, Chordata, Lepidosauria, Squamata, Candoiidae. The coding region runs from base 28 to 1074 and encodes 348 amino acids. The record is from RefSeq and is a predicted model, not a curated record.